AUGAUGCGAAAUUUCUUAUGGAAAGGAAGCAAGCAGUUGUUAUCAUCUCCUUUCUCUCUCCAAAAGCCUCCCUCUCUUUUGAAGGCAUCAUCCUCGGUGGGUUCAUUACUUUCAUUCUCUACCACUGCUCACUCUUCAGCAUUGUGCCAUCCAUUCCGAACUGAUAUAACUUCAUCCCGAAGAUUUCAUUCCUCUUCUUCAAGAUUGAAUCAAUCAGGAACGUCUGCUUUCCUCAAUGCUGAGACAACAUCCUUCCAAAAUUCAUCUUCCAAUUCAACGGAAGGCUCUCAUGAGAAGAAGGAGAGUAUAUUCCGUACCUUCAUUUCCGUCCUCAAGAAGCUUCUCAAAUGGGCUUUGAUUCUUGAAGUCUCUCUUGUCUCACUAAUUGUUCUUCUAUAUGGCUCACUGAAAGGUUUUCUCGUGGCCAUGGAUUUCAUUGACAUCAAUAAUCCUUCUUCUAGGUUUUAUAAUGAUUCUGAAUGGGCCAAAUCAUUAUUUGAAAUGAAACAGAAAUGUGAAGGAUUUCAUAGAUAUUUGAAUUGUUCCAAAACCAUUUACAUUAUUGCCUUAGAUUACUUUUGGUUGCUUAUUACAGAACCCUAUAAUCCACACUAUUGGUUUGUUGAGAAACCUGAUAAGAAUAGUGAAGAAUUUAUACAACAAAAGAAAGAGGCUCAUCGAAGAAAUGCUAAGCGUUUGUUAGACAUGUUCAUGGAGCAAAAGGGUGUUUAUAUCAAGCUUGGUCAAUUUUUGAGCUCGUUGGUUUCCAUGAUUCCAGACGAAUAUAUUGAAACAUUGGCAGUUUUGAGAGAUAAGGCUCCACAAAUUAGUUUUGAAGAUGUCAAGAUGGUCAUUCAUCAAGAUUUUGGAAAACCUUUAGAGGAGUUGUUUGAUGAAUUUGAAGAGAAGCCAAUUGCUGCAGCAAGUAUUGCACAAGUACAUCGAGCGCGAACAAAGGAUGGCCGAUUAGUUGCAGUGAAAGUACAAUAUCCAUACGUACGAGCUUACUUUAACGGUGAUAUGCGUACGAAUGAUGCAAUGUCAACACUCUCCAUCAAGCUGUAUUACAUGCAAGAGGAUGCUGAAAAUAUUGACACACUCGUUGAAUUGAAUGACAAAUUCAAUAGAGAAUUAGAAAAUGGUUUACUGUCAGAACUAAAUUUCAAACAUGAAGCAGAAAAUGCCAAAAAAGCCGCGGAACACAUGCAAUCUCGAUCUGAUGUCUACGUUCCAACUGUUUAUGACCAUCUCACAAGUGAAAGAGUGUUGACAAUGGAAUUUAUUGAAAAUGCUUGCAAUGCCAACAAUGUCACAAAAAUUAAGGAAAUGGGUUUUUCUGAUAUAGACAUUGCUGAGAGAAUUUUAUCAGUCUUCUCGGACCAAUUAUUUGUACAUGGAUUUUUACAUGCUGACCCUCAUAGCUCAAAUGUGUUUGUGCGUCGCUCACCAACCAAUCCAAAAGAGCCUCAAAUUGUGUUACUUGAUCAUGGAUUAUACAAGGAAUUCACAGAAGAGUUUCGACUUGGAUAUGCCAAAUUUGUUAAAAGUGUUGUCAUGAACGACGAGCAAGGAAUGAAAGCGUAUUGUGAUUCGUUAGGUGUGACCGAUUACAAAUUAUAUGCAAGUCUAUUGAUGAUGCAAUCCUAUGAUUCAUUAGAUGAAGGCGAAAAAUUUGAUGUGGAUAACUGGGCUGAAUAUGAAAAGAUUUUACAGGAACAAAAGGACGAAAUUAUCAACAUUUACAAGAGCAUGCCAGCAGACAUGUUAUUUGUUGGUAGAGCUGACAAUAUUUUAAGAGGUUUGAAUAAGGAUUUGGGCGCUAAGGCGAAUCGAUUUACAAUCAUGGCUCGUUCUGCAGCUAAAGGUGCUUCCUUAUUGAAAUCAAAUCAUGGUACUGUUGCAUCGGAGAGAAUAGGAAUUUUAGCAACUGUUAACGAAUGGAGAAUGCGCAUGUAUUUUGAAAUGAGAUUGUUUUAUCUUUCAUUACAAGCUUGGAUCAUGUCUUUGUAUGUGAAAUUGUUUGGAAUGACACCUCAAAUGAUGCAAUUACAAAAGGAACAUGAAAAAGCAGAGCUUAUUGAAGCUGAGGUUGAUUUAUUGGAGGCUCCUAAACAUCUGGUGGCAGAUUUUAAAUAG
Naegleria lovaniensis is the source of this 2136-nucleotide messenger RNA. RefSeq lists its product as uncharacterized. Bases 1 to 2136 code for a protein of 711 amino acids. Lineage: Eukaryota; Heterolobosea; Eutetramitea; Acrasida; Naegleriidae. The record is from RefSeq and is a predicted model, not a curated record. The transcript is spliced from 2 exons.